CGGGGUUUGAAAAGUAUCAAAGCAUAGAUCAAUCAGUCAUCCUCCAUGAUUUUGAUUGGAUGAUGAUUGUGCGAAAUGUCUUCGAAGAACAAAUGAGGAGAGACCAAGCAUUUUGUACUUUUUUUUUUAUUCUCUGAUAUAUAUAUAUAUCCUUCCCCUUCCUUUCUUUUUCUUUUCUUCUUCGUCUUCUUCUUCUUUUUGUUUCAUUAAAUACAUUUACUCCCUCCCUCUUUCUUUUUUUUUCUCUUUUAUAUAUACUAUAGAUAGAUAAUUCAUACCAAAUGUUCAAGUCAUAUAAAACUACAGAAGGUUUGCCUAUGCCAGUACAAAAAAACAAGUUGGUGAAUCUUAUUGCUGAUCAGAAUAUUACCAUUAUUCCCGAAUUCACUUUGGAAACUGGUGUUGUGUUAAAGGAUGUACCUGUUGCUUGGAAAUCUUGGGGCAAGUUGAAUGAUAAUGGUGAUAAUUGUAUGGUGAUAUGUCAUGCAUUGACUGGUAGUGCUGAUGUGGAAGACUGGUGGGGACCAUUGAUGGGACCUAGAAAAGCUUUUGAUACUACAAAGUUUUUUAUUGUAUGCUGCAACGUAAUGGGUUCACCUUAUGGUUCUGCCUCACCUUUGACUAUUCACAAGGAAACUGGUGAACGUUAUGGUCCUGAAUUCCCAUUAGCUAGUAUACGUGAUGAUGUACGUCUUCAUCGAUUGAUUUUGGAUCAACUUGGUGUGAAACAAGUAGCUAUCUGUAUUGGUGGAUCUAUGGGUGGUAUGCAAGUAUUGGAAUGGGCUUUUAUGGGCAAGGAUUAUGUUCGUACUAUUGUACCAAUUGCUACUUCUGGUCGUCAUUCUGCUUGGGGAAUUAGUUGGGGAGAAGCUCAACGUCAAUCUAUUUACAGUGAUCCUUUUUAUGUGGAUGGUUAUUAUCCUGAUGAUCAACCACCUAGUGUUGGACUUUCGGCAGCACGUAUGUCGGCUUUAUUGACUUACCGAUCUCGCGACUCGUUUGAAUCUCGUUUUGGAAGAAAAUCGGCAGAUGCAAAGAAAUACCGAAAUCAAGUAUCACCAUCCAGUCCAAGGGAAGCCAAUCGAAUGAUUCAUAAUGAUGGUCAUAAGAAUACAUCUUGUCCUCCUCUUAGUCCUCCUCUUAAAACAAAGAUCAAUGGUGAUGAAGGAAAUGGACAUCCUGUUGCUACUAUCAAUGAUCCUCCUAUGCCAACUCCUUUUGUCUUUUCUGCUCAAUCUUAUCUUCGAUACCAAGGUGACAAAUUUAUUGGUCGAUUUGAUGCCAACUGUUAUAUUGCUUUGACUAGAAAAAUGGAUACUCAUGAUUUAUCUCGUGGACGUGGUGAUUAUGACACAGUUUUGACAACCAUUCAACAACCAACUCUAGUUAUAGGCAUUGAAUCUGAUGGAUUAUUUACUAUUUCUGAACAAUAUGAAUUAGCAGAUGGAAUUCCAGGUGCAGAAAUGAUAGUGAUUCAAUCUUCUGAUGGUCAUGAUGGAUUUUUACUUGAAUUUGAUCAAAUUAAUCGACAUAUCUUGAAAUUUGAAAAAGAUGUACUUCCAGAUAUUUAUGAUAAAAGUGUAGUUAGUUUGGAAGAAGCUGAAAAGGAAGAAGAACUCAAAGCAACCAAAACUAGUCUUUUUGGGGAAGCCGAAGUGGAUAUUACGCAAUGGUGAUCCUUCUCUAUAUGGAUGGUUUUCUAGCUGGUCAGCAAGAUUAUGAUGAAAUUGGGGUUGGUCGGAGGAUACAGUGGACUUUAUAUCAUAUAUAUAUUAGAAUUAGUUGUUAUAUAUUUUUUUUUGUUUUAUUUUUGUUUUGUUAUAGAUAAAUCAGUUUCUCUAUAUAUAUAUAUAUAUAUUACAUAUGAUCAAUAAAAUAGGAAUGAUGAUGAUAUUUAAAUGAUGAUGGAUAAGAA
Halteromyces radiatus is the source of this 1915-nucleotide messenger RNA. Its product is annotated as homoserine O-acetyltransferase. Gene Ontology annotation, biological process: L-homoserine metabolic process. Lineage: Eukaryota; Fungi; Mucoromycota; Mucoromycetes; Mucorales; Cunninghamellaceae. The transcript has 4 exons. The record is from RefSeq and is a predicted model, not a curated record. Gene Ontology annotation, molecular function: homoserine O-acetyltransferase activity. Bases 282 to 1676 code for a protein of 464 amino acids.